CGCGGGGGCGGGGUCGGCGCCGCGCGCGGAGAGCCUCGGCCUGGCCGCGCUGCGCCCGCCGCCGCCCCCUCCCCGCCGCGGCCCUCCUGCCACAGGCCCCGGCCCGGCCUCUGCCCAGCUGCCGGAGCCGCUGCGCCCGGAGGAUGCGACGCACCACAGCGUUCUAAGAACGGAAGCAUCUGGGCUAGAUGGAAUUUAGCAUCAAAAAAAAUCCUCUUUCUGUUCAGAAAGUUGUAAAGUGCAUUAACAUGAAGCAGGCACCAGAAAUCCUUGGCAAUACAAAUGGAAAGACUCAGAGCUGUGAAGUGAAUCGCGAGUGUUCGGUGUUCCUCAGCAAAGCCCAGCUUUCUAACAGUCUGCAGGAGGGCGUCAUGCAGAAGUUUAAUGGCCAUGAUGCACUUCCCUUUAUUCCAGCUGAGAAGUUGAAGGAUCUUACUUCCCGUGUAUUUAAUGGAGAACCGGGCACUCAUGAUGCCAAAUUGCGUUUUGAACCCCAGGAAAUGAAAGGAAUGGGGACACCACCUAGCACUACCCCUAUCAAAAAUGGCUCUCCAGAAAUUAAGCUUAAAAUCACCAAAACAUACAUGAAUGGGAAACCUCUCUUUGAGUCUUCCAUCUGUGGUGACAGUGCUGAUGUGUCCCAGUCAGGAGAAAAUGGACAAAAACCAGAAAACAAGGCGAGGAGGAACAGGAAGAGGAGCGUAAAGUAUGAUUCCUUACUGGAGCAGGGCCUUGUCGAAGCAGCCCUAGUGUCUAAGAUCUCAAGUCCUUCCGAUAAAAAGAUUCCAGUUAAGAAAGAGUCCUGCCCAAACACUGGCAGAGACAAAGAGCACCUGUUGAAAUAUAACAUCGGUGAUUUGGUGUGGUCCAAAGUGUCGGGUUACCCUUGGUGGCCUUGCAUGGUUUCUGCAGAUCCACUCCUUCACAACUAUACCAAACUUAAAGGUCAGAAAAAGAGUGCACGCCAGUAUCAUGUACAGUUCUUUGGUGAUGCCCCAGAAAGAGCUUGGAUAUUUGAGAAGAGCCUUGUAGCUUUCGAAGGAGAAGGACAAUUUGAAAAAUUAUGCCAGGAAAGUGCCAAGCAGGCACCCACGAAAGCUGAGAAAAUUAAGUUGUUGAAACCUAUUUCAGGGAAACUGAGGGCCCAGUGGGAGAUGGGCAUUGUUCAAGCAGAAGAGGCUGCAAGCAUGUCAGUAGAGGAGCGGAAAGCCAAGUUUACCUUCGUUUAUGUGGGGGACCAGCUUCAUCUCAACCCUCGAGUGGCUAAGGAGGCUGGCAUUGCUGUGGAGUUUUCAGGAGAAAUGGCAGGAUCCUCAGGAGUCCGUGAAGAAGCUGCUGAAAACCUCAAGUUUGUGAGAGAAGAGGGCAUUCCCAUGAAGAGAAGGCGGAGAACCAAACUGUCUAGCUCCGUUGAGAACCAGGAGAGUGACCCUGGCAUAGUAAGGAACAGUCCUCAAAAGAUGGCAGAGGUAGACCCCAAAAGAGGAGUUGGGUCUCCUCCUGGGAGGAAAAAGGCCAUGGCCUACACUCCACGAAGCAGGAAGGGAGAUGCAGCAUCCCAGUUUUUGGUCUUCUGUCAAAAGCACAGAGAUGAGGUGUUUGCUGAGCACCCAGAUGCUUCAGGUGAAGAGAUUGAAGAAUUGCUUGGAUCCCAGUGGAACAUGCUCAAUGAGAAGCAGAAAGCACGCUAUAACACCAAGUUUGCCCUAGUGACCUCUUCCCAGUCUGAAGAAGAUUCUGGUAACUUAAAUGGGAAAAAAAGAAACCAUACAAAGAGGUCACAGGACCCUACAGAUGGUGUUCAAGUUGAGGAUGCACCCAGGAAAAGACUCAGGACGGACAAGCACAGUCUUCGGAAGAGAGACACAAUCACUGAGAAAACGGCCAGAACAAGUUCUUACAAGGUCACAGAGGCAGCCUCCUCGCUCAAGAGCCAGGCAGCAACGAAAAAUCUGUCUGAUGCAUGCAAACCACUGAAGAAGCGAAAUCGAGCUUCUGCGACAGCAUCUUCAGCUCUUGGGUUUAGCAAAAGUUCAUCUCCUUCUGCAUCCUUAACUGAGAAUGAGCUUUUAUGGGAGCCCACAUCAGUCAAGUUGGAUUUGAACUCAGCUGCCCUGUACUGCACUUAAAAUGAUGUAAUAUUCCAAGAUGCCUGCUGCAGGUGGUGUAUCAUCGUACACACUAAGUGACAUUUCUAUCACAAUCAUUUUAUGGAAGAUGUGUGAUAAUCUGUUUUUACUGGUAUUAAUAAACACAUACAAUGAAGAAAACAGAUAACAAAUUUUAAGACCAAGGUAAGAUACCUAAUCAAGGCCAUUUACUCAAUCACAUUCAUCUCAUAAUAGAAACACAUUCAUAUUCCAAUGGUCAAUGUAGAUUUCAGUUGAAAAACAGGCCCUUCAAUCAGGGGCUGUCCAGAGCGGCAACAGAGACACCGCACAGAAGGGGUGGUCCUGUUAGAGGUCAUUUUCUCCUCUGGUUCAUAACUUACUGAAUUUUUAUUGAAAAGUGUCAGCAUCUGUACCUUCAAAAACAAAGAACAAAUAGUACACAUUAAAAGGGGUCUUUGUCUACUAUUCUCAUUGCCAAUGAAAUGUAUUCAAGACUGUAGAUACUAAACUAAUUUCCAGUGUAAAAGGCAGGAAGAGUUUUGAUUCUGUCCUUUUUUACUAAACAGUUUUACUAUGACACUAGAUGUAGUAAAUUUUUAGGAAAAAAUACCAUUUAAAGUAUCAUUGUGAACCAUUUAACUCUUUUGAUUCAAGGACCAAGAUAUAUAUAUAUAUAUAUAUGCACACAUACAUACAUACAUAUAUAUAUAUAUAAUGUGUGUGUGUAUAUAUAUAUGUAUAUGUAUAUAUCUAAGGGAUACUGUAAUCAGGUUAUUUAUACCAGCCACUUCAUACUUCAUCAGUUGCUUUUAUAGAACAUCAGCCCUCAUGUUUCAGUGUCUUAAUCUUGGGUGAGCAGCCAGGUGUCCUGCCCCCAGGUGUCCGCAUGUUUGCAUGGCGAGGAAAAGGCUUCACUUGCCCUUCAGGUCAUAGAUGCAGAAUGCAUGCUAGUCACAGUACCAUGUGAAUAGCCUGCAAUUCAUUCCCAGCAGACUCUUCAGCUGUGUUUUACCUUUAAUGAAACUUACUGACUAAUACUUCUGUUCCAAACCAUUAAGUGAUGUAACGCAUGUAACAUACUUAGGGCGCCUGUGCCUGGCAAGGACUACGUGGUUCGCUGUUGUGACAGUAACAGUCUAACAAUAAAAAUAAUAAAAUCGCCAUCAUUCUAUUUUUAUCCACAAGUAUAAAUUUUGCUUUGGCAUGAAAAGUGGUCCCCUUGACUGCAUUAUGCAUGUGGGACAGAAUAAACCCAGAAGUGGCAGAAUGCUAGAUUUGUUUGUGUGGCACUUUAGGGAGCUGGGCAGUGUGGCUGAGGGCUGGUUGGGUUGCUCUGCUGGCUGUGCUCAAAUGUUGUGGGAUACAUGGCCUCAAAAAUGGCCUAGGCGUGAUCUAAGUUGCACUAUUCCUAAAGGACAUGAAAAAGCUUAAGAGUAAAUUUAAAACUCAACAUAAAAAAUCACUAAAUUGAAAGAUGUGGAAAAAAAAUGACAUAACAAUGGCCCUGGUUCAAGAAGUGAUCACUCUAGUCUGAAAGGCUUUUUUUUGGCAAGAAUUAAGGGAUUUCAUCUGAAAUUACAGCAUGAUGAAUUUUGAGUGGGUGGCCAGCCAGGUAGGCCAUAUGUGAUAUAUGCAUUAGAAGUCAGCCAUGGCAUGAAUACUUUCCUCUCUGUUGUGGAGGAGGAGAGACCCUUCAGAAUGGCUGAAUGGUGUAUACAGAGUGGCAUAAAAUCAGCCUCAGCUGGGGGCCUGGGGUAGCAAGGAUGGAAAUUAUGCAGUAUUUCCCAACUUCAGGAGACAGCACCCUCUGAGACAUUUGGAGGGUGACCAGAUAGGCUGAGGCAAGUGUACUACACACCCUGCAGUGAACUGUCCCACUCCAGAUGCCAGGAGUGAUCUCAUUACAGAGGAGCAGAGCUUCCUGAGGGCAGUUAGUGGAAAGGAGCUCUUGUUUGAAAGAGCUUAGGAGGAGCAAUAGUUUGUCUGCCAAGAGUACAAAAAUUCAUUAUGCUACGAAUUUAACAUGGGAUUCCUUCAUUUCCUAGAAAUGUCAAAAUAGCAACAAUACAUUCUAGCCUUAAGUCAUUUGAACUUCCGUCAUCCAAAUGAGUUUGCCUAUGUUGUCCAUAGAGCCGUUCUAGUGAUCUCCUUUGAUUUCCUUCUGACUAUCUUUCAUACACCAUAUUUAUGCCUGUUGGGGGGAAGUAGCUCUCUAGUAUAAAAACUGAGGCAUUCAGGAGAAGUGAAAAAUUAUCACAAUAUAUAAAAGUUCAGAUUGUAGCUGUUCUAAAACUGAAAGUACUCCAUUGUGAUAGAGUAGCAUCUCAAGGGGGUGUACAUGUUAGCAGUAGAGGUCCUGCAUUGUUUUUCUGAGACAGAUCUGAGAGCCACUGGGCUGCCAAGUCUUUAAAUAGCCACAUCUAAAACUGCUCCACCUGCUAUAGAUGGAUUUCUCUCUCUCGGGGGCCAUUCUUCAGAGUUCAUCCAAAAGUUAAAUGUCUUUUUCCAGUCAUGCUGACUUUAGGUGUAGUUAUAUCUCAGUACUUUCUUUAGUAUACAUUAUAUCUAUUAUAUCUGUAUCUCCCAGCUGAAAAUAACUCCAUUAUUUUUAAGUGGAUGUUCCUGAAAAUCAUCAGGAAACCUAAGUGGAGUUUCAUGAUACAGAAGCAAAGUUUUAUAUGAUAGAAGUCAGAGGGUGGUUCUGUGCACUACACGGAGUCCUGGGGCAGGAGCCAGGAGCCCAGACCCCCAUCUGCCCCAUUGCCUCCGAGGAGGGUCAGCCUACUUUUCCCAUGGGUGGAAAUGGCCUAGGUGAUCCCCAUGAGGCCCUUAGCUUUAGACAUAUCUGAUUCCAUGGUUUUGGUUGGAACAGUUCAUGCAGAAGCAUAGGAAGAUUUAAAAUGGGGUGCUCAGGGAUUGGGGAGUAGGAAGCAGGCACGGCUGUUUUGAGAGGCUUACAUAGUUGUAGAUGUUAACAGCUGAAUAUACCUGGGGGAAGGAAGAAGAAAACUUGGUGUGGGACCUGAGCUGUCAGAAAAGAAGUUUGUGAGUCUGUGAUUUCUUGGCCCUGAACUCCUUGCCCAAGAUUUGUGCCCAGAGGUGUGUGAGAGUGGCCAGACCAUAGGGCCAGGCAGAACAAACAUCAGCUUGAUGGUGAGUGGCUCUAAUACCUGCUGAUAGUCUGUCACAGAAAUGUUUUUUAAAAAUGAACAGUGUUAAUUAGCAUCUAGUUCAGAAACAGACAAACUUUCUUGUGGAUGUAUAUAAAAUUAAAAUGAUUAGAAAAUGCCCUUGAGAAGGUUCUUGCCCAGAGCAUGAAGUGAGUAUGUGAUGUACCUGCCAUGGCAAGGCUGAGCUGUGGUUUUGUCCACCCUUUCAGUCCUGGUGUGGGUACGGGUAUGAAUGAGUAUUUCCGAGUGAGAAGAAAGUCCUUAGUUCAUUUAAUCCAGUUGAAUAAGAACAAGCUCUUGGUGAGUGAGUGGUAACUGAUGUCAGUUUUAGGUAUGGGCCUGAGCUGUGCCCAGAAGGCUGGUCUAAAGCAGAGGCUUCCCUUCCCUGGGGAGAACACCGCUCUGAUAGCAGAAGGUGAAAAAUAAGAUUGUUCUGACUUUGGAAGUUUGCUUCAUUUUUUCCAACAUAACGCACUUGAUUUGAUUUCUAACAUAACACACUUCUCAAACAUCUGUCCUCUUUAAAUUGUUAAUUCAUUUUAAAGAUUCUCCUGGUCAGGCUUUUGUACACAGACUUAGAUUAUAAAGCUAAAUUAUAGUUUUUUGCUGGAGAAACCCACUAUCUUAUUAGAAAAGGUUUCUCAAAAUGCUCUCAGAGCUAUUACUGGCUUCUUUAUUAACUUGUAAAGUUUUUGGUUUUUUGUUUUUUUUUUUAAAGAAAUAUACUGACUCAUAUAUUUUAGGAUUUGGGAUCAAUGAAAUUGAUUUUGACCCCUUUAGAUACUGUUGUGUUUUUUUUUUUUUUUUGACUAGUCAAGUACAGCAGAGAAGGGAGAAGAUACUGUUCUUAUUGCUUUACCCAGAAUAAUAGAAAUGAGCACUAACUUACCUGCCAGUGAUGUAAAAUUGACUAUCCUUAGCAGGUAGAAAAUUGUGAGUCUCUUAUUCAUCUCAUUCUUUGUACUGGAAGGGUAAGAGGUAUUUUCACCAGCAAGGGCAUCCCUCCAACAACGCGAUAGGCCUCAUCUUAUUAGAUACCUCUGUAACUACAUGGUUACACGUUAGAUCCACAUUUAAAAUUUUUUCUAGUCUACUUAUAGUUGUUGGGCUUUUUGCAUAUAAUUCUUUGCCAGUAUUUUGAAGCAUGCUAACUAGACAUAUUGUGUUGUCAAGAAAUGACUGAUGUGGGGACAGGGGUCUUGGCCCAGCUGAAGGAAGUGGGGGUGGAGGACUGUAGGCAGUUUUGUCAUUGUUUUGAAGUCCUCCACAGACCAUGCAUAGCCCUUUGCCUGCAGCUGGUCAGACCAAGCCUCUCCCAAAUGCACUCCCUAUGGGAUGGCCACUGCUCAGGGCACAGCUAGGGCAAAGCUGGGUUGAUAGGACAUUUUAAAGACUCAUUUUACUUCUGAUAAAGGCAUGGCCUGACUGCAGCCACAGCCACCACUUGAUUCUCUUGGCUGCCUUCUUGGGGCUGUUGGAUGACACAGAAGCCCACGUAGGUUAGAAGAUGACUGUGAAGCACAAUGAUGUUCUGUGAACUGGAGAUUUUUUAUGUUCUCAAUGACUCAUGCCUUGCCCUAACCUUAGAAUUUAGGGGCAGCUAGGAAGGUUCUAGUCUAUGUAAUCUAGAAGGGUCAUUUUAAUAAAAAAUUAUUAUGAAUUAUAGUAUUUUAGAUGAUGAGCAACUUAUUUUAAAGUUACUUUAAUUCCACUUUAAUAUUUCACUGUGAUGUUAACUUGGAAGACCUGUUUGAGAUUAGUCUUUUAAAUUCAUUUUAAACUCAUUAAAUCUGCUGAGAACAGGGUUCUUACAAUUUGUAAAUCCAAAACACUGUGUGAAAGUACUUCUAGUUAUCAAUUUCUUCCUUUACAAAAGCAUAACUUAAACAUGAAAAUAAUGUUGGUUUAUAGAAAUAUUUGUUGUUCAAGGUCUGUAAUUGUAUUUCAAAAAUGAUGUAGCAUUCAAGUUGUGAAGGGAUUUGUUUUGUCAAAAACUUAAAAACUUAAUGUGUAUAACACCACUCUGAAGGGUAGGGGACUGCUUUGCAGUCACGGCAGGUGGCACUUGACUGCGGUUCACAUAAAUCACCCUGAACAGCCAUGUGGCUUUUAGCAGUUGGUUGGAAUGUAUGCCCUAGGCUACAUUAUGUUUGGUAACAGCAUCUUGAAAAGUCCCUGCUCUAUGUCAAGGAGACUACUUUCCCCGCCCCGAAGGAAUGUAUUUCUAAGGCAAAUAGGCAACUCCAUACUAUCUCAUAUUGAGUAGAGAGUGGAGAAAGUAUUUUCAGACUCAAGAAAACUUUCAAAAGUCAGGAACUAAGCUACUCGGAAAUCGGUGCCACAAGCGUGGCCAUGGUGGACGUGGGAAGCGACGGGAAAUUCUUGACAGUCUAUGUCCAUUCAGUCACUGCACUUUUCUCUUUCCAAAUGCACCCUGUUGGACAUGGAAUAGAUCAUAGAUGUCUAGACUGAGAUCUGGGACUGUGUUGGGACCGCACAGGUGAACGUGCCACGUCCACAAAUGGCGUCUCCGAGUGAGUCACGUCACCUGGGGUGUGGAGGUGGUGCCUGCCGCUGGAGUAAGGCUCGUUGUGUGAUGCCUGUGUACUUUGCUCUUCUUGCGGGGUUUGCUGAUUGGAGAGCAUUGGAUCCUUCUCGACUGUGGCUAGUUUUUUGUCCAGUCACUGGGAAGGGGUGUGGUGGGGUAAACGUCGGAACCUUCUGCAAUCUGUGUCAUGGACUGUAAUGUUGUAAGGUCUGUAUUCUGUAUGUGGAUCUCAGACCCCAAUCAGGAAACGAGCCUCAUGUGUGUCCUAACAUUUAUAUUUCCAUUCAAAAUAUGUAUUUCAGUGUUUAUUUCUUCAAAACAGACUUUGUUAAUUUAGUAAAUAUCUCCAAGUGGAAACGUGCUAACUUUUUCUGUAAAUCUUAAAUAAAAGGUGCUGUUCCUUCCUCUGA
This is a messenger RNA of Microcebus murinus (gray mouse lemur), 8239 nucleotides long. RefSeq names its product nuclear receptor binding SET domain protein 2 (gene NSD2). NCBI's taxonomy places the organism in Eukaryota, Metazoa, Chordata, Mammalia, Primates, Cheirogaleidae. The record is from RefSeq and is a predicted model, not a curated record. Gene Ontology annotation, cellular component: nucleus. Gene Ontology annotation, molecular function: histone methyltransferase activity.